GGAUCUGUGUCCGUUAGUCUCGCUGUCUGCAAAGCAGCUGGCUUCACACCUAAAAUGAUCAUUAAGAACAUGCCCGAGCCGGUUUGCCCCGGGCAGGGCUCGUGCAGGAGGCAACCGAUGGAUGUGUUUCUCCCACAUCGAUGCUUCUCUCUCUUUUUCCCUCUCCUUAAAAAUCAAAGGAAAAACGGGUGAGAAUUAAAAAAAGAAGAAAAAACGAAUAACAAAAAAAAGAACAGUAUUUUUUUAAAAAAAGGAACAGUAUUAAUUGAAGGAUUGAAUGAAUGCCCACCCACGCGCCGGGCGGGUCACACCGGCGUCGCGCGUGGCAUACGUCACUUCCUCCCGGAAGACACUUUCUCGGGAGACCAUCAGAUUCCUGUCACUUCUCAGAACCCUCCGGUGGUGGCCAUGGCUCUGCCGCCCUUCUUCGCCCCGGGUCGCCCGGGCCCGCCGCCGCCGCAGCCGCUGCCGCCCGCUCCCUUUGGCUGUCCGCCGCCGCCGCUGCCCUCGCCGGCUUUUCCGCCGCCUCUUCCCCAGCGCCCGGCCCCUUUCCGGGGGCCUCCGCCCCCUUCCUCCAGCCCCCGCGAACAGGAGAUGGCCCGCUGGCGGGUCAAGUGCGUCCAGGGUGAAGAGAAGAAGCGGGAGCAGGAACUUAAAGCCGCCGCCGAUGGUGUCUUGUCUGAAGUGAGGAAAAAACAAGCAGACACCAAAAGAAUGGUGGACAUUCUUCGGGCCUUGGAGAAAUUGAGGAAACUCAGGAAAGAGGCUGCAGCAAGGAAAGGGGUCUGUCCUCCAGCCUCAGCAGAUGAGACUUUUGAGCAUCAUCUUCAGCGACUGAGAAAACUCAUUAAAAAACGCUCUGAACUAUAUGAAGCUGAAGAGAGAGCCCUCAGAGUCAUGUUGGAAGGAGAACAAGAGGAAGAGAGGAAGAGAGAACUAGAAAAGAAACAGAGGAAAGAAAAAGAGAAAAUUUUAUUGCAGAAGCGGGAAAUUGAGUCCAAGUUAUUUGGAGAUCCAGAUGAGUUCCCGCUCGCUCACCUCUUGCAGCCUUUCAGACAGUAUUACCUCCAAGCUGAGCACUCCCUGCCAGCACUCAUCCAAAUAAGGCACGAUUGGGAUCAGUACCUGGUGCCAUCUGAUCAUCCUGAAGGCAACUCUGUUCCCCAAGGAUGGGUCCUUCCACCGCUUCCCAGCAACGACAUCUGGGCAACUGCCAUUAAGCUGCAUUAGUAAAGACGCUCCGGGAGUGUGGACCAGGCAACGCUCUCUCCAGCUCUGAACAUUAGUGAUGCUGCCAUCUUGUGCUGCAGACCAAACAACAACCUGUAAACUCCACAUGGCAUGGCCCUUCCCAGAAGUUCCAUUUUCCUACCAUGCUCUGUCCUGGCCAAAUGUGCUUUGGAAUCAGAUUAAUAUGGUUCUUUGGAAAGGACCUAGGUGGACUGGGGCUAUUGCCACAUGCCUUGGCUCACUGAAUUUGCCUCUGUUUUGAGGGGCUUGGUCCAGAGUGACUGGCUAAUUUACUCAACUUCCUGUGUGGCAAUGGGUAAGUACAUGCCAAACACUCAACACAGGUGUGCUCUGGGUAGUUUAGUAGCCCUCCCCCAGUACAGAGUGUGAAGGCAAGCUUGAUGCAAAACCCCCAUAUCCUUCCUACCCGUGUAGCCCUCUAACUUCCAGGAAGAAAGGGGAAAGAUGCUUUAUCUGUGAAGCCCACUUUUGGUGCAGCUUGAGAGGCUGUGGGCCGCAGGCUGGGCUGGAGUAAAGCUGGUGGCUUAGUCGGGUACUCAUUUGGAGAACUCAGGACACCUGAAGAGUACCUACACCUACACUGGAUCGUGUUUUAAUGGGUGACGGCUGCAUUCUCCCUAUGUUAGAAGGAUCCUAAUGAAAGGAACUGCUUUGUAAGUUCCUAGAGGUCUAGUUGUUCAGAAUCCCUAAGGAUAGAAAUUUAUUUCCCUAUGGGAGUAGGACCUUAACCUCAUGUACUCAGAAGGGGCCGGUAUAACUGUGGAAUUUCUUAGGAAUAUUCAUGUAGUUAAAGCUGGGGGGAAAGCAGAUAAAAAUAAUGUUUAUUUUUUUAUAUUCAUUAAUAAAUGCUCUUGUGCCUGGAGAUGAUCAGUGAUAUAACAUGUUAGUUUUUCUGUUUUACUUUGCCUUUUGGUCAUUUAUUGUUAUUUAUAUUUCCAAAAACCUAAAUAAAUAUUUUUAUUUUUUA
Myotis lucifugus (little brown bat) is the source of this 2218-nucleotide messenger RNA. It is a transcript of the gene PDCD7, whose product is annotated as programmed cell death 7. NCBI's taxonomy places the organism in Eukaryota, Metazoa, Chordata, Mammalia, Chiroptera, Vespertilionidae. The record is from RefSeq and is a predicted model, not a curated record.